Messenger RNA from Coprinopsis cinerea okayama7#130, 3222 nucleotides. RefSeq names its product ATP-dependent permease. Gene Ontology annotation, molecular function: ABC-type transporter activity; ATP hydrolysis activity; ATP binding. The coding region runs from base 1 to 3222 and encodes 1073 amino acids. NCBI's taxonomy places the organism in Eukaryota, Fungi, Basidiomycota, Agaricomycetes, Agaricales, Psathyrellaceae. The record is from RefSeq and is a predicted model, not a curated record. The transcript has 17 exons. Gene Ontology annotation, cellular component: membrane.
AUGCUGCCAGUAGCAUUAGUUCUGCUGCUUUCAGCGUCCUUAACGACUGCGAACAAGACGACAUGGAACCCGGACGCCGGUUAUGGGCUUUCGGGCUCUGAUUUACUCGCUCCAACGUUUACCUGCGGUCAAUACGGUCAUUGUAACGAAUACAAUGGUCAAUGCGACUGCCCUGCCGGAUGGGGUGGAAUAGAUUGUUUGAUACCCCAAUGCGACUCUUUAGCUGAUGGAAGUCAACGUCGACUACGCGAGGACGGCAAAUCCUGCGAGUGUAAAGAAGGAUGGGGAGGUAUCAACUGCAAUGUCUGUUUGAACGAUGACGCGUGCAGGAACUUCCCUCUUUCGCUAGAGAUCAAGCAACUGUUGAAAGAGAUGAAGGGAGAGAGCGACGACGAUGACCAAGACGACGGGCCUAUUGCGGACAUGACUUGCUACAAGGGUGGCCAGACUGUGUUCAACAACCACCAAAUGUGCAAUGUUACCAACAGGAAGAUCAUCGACAUGCUUCCAGACCGACCUCCUCAAGUGACAUUCAGCUGCGACAAAUCUGACAAAACCUGUGCCUUCCAGUUCUGGACAGCAGAAGUAGAAUCAUUCUACUGCGCAUUGGACCAGUGUGAAUCGAAAUUGGAAGUUGGCUACGAUUUCAACGUCACUCGAUACGAUUGCGAGAAGGUCAAAUGUUCCUGCGUCCCCGGUCGCUUCAUUUGCGGUGAAGCUGGAAGUGUCGAUAUCGGCGAAUUCUUGACCCAGUCUAUUCGUGGUCCCGCCACCUUUAGUUGCAAGAGCGGUGCAGGAUGUCGAUUCGAGGAGCCCGCCAUGAAUGAACUGAUCGAAAGCAUCUUCGGAGACGGUUAUAUCACUCUUACUUGUGAAGGCGGCGAAUGUCUGCACUACACACAGGUGCCAGGUUAUGUGCGGCCGCCCAAGCCUGACAAUACUUUGUGGGUUGCUCUCAGUUCCGCCGGCGCCGUAACCUUCGUGCUGCUGAGUUCAGCGGUGAUUUGGUUUGCGGGUCGAAGCAGGCCUGACGAAGGUCCAAUCAAGCUCCCAGAGGAAGAAGCUGCAAGAUUGAUGACAGACCACGUUCCCGCUUCACUAUACUUCCGCGACAUCACGUAUUCUCUCAACGACGACCGCAUCUUAUUGUCUAAUAUCUCUGGUUGCGUCAAGCCUGGACAGGUCAUGGCGAUUAUGGGUGCUUCGGGAGCGGGCAAAUCCACCCUACUCGAUAUCCUCGCUCGUAAACGCAAGAAGGGCAACCUCAUCAGCGGGACGGUGUUGGUCAAUGGCCGAGAGGUAGCAAACACCGAGUUCAAGAACGUGAUGGGCUUUGUGGAUCAGGAGGAUACUCUCAUGGGUACUCUGACUGUCUACGAGACCGUUUUGUACAGCGCGCUCCUUCGACUGCCCAGGGAGAUGAGCUACGAGGCCAAGAAGUUCCGAACGCUGGAGACUUUGAACGAGCUAGGCAUUUUGCAUAUCAAGGACAUGCCUAUAGGCGUAUCUGGCCAUAGAAGUAUCUCUGGAGGAGAGAAGCGCCGUGUUUCGAUCGCUUGCGAAUUGGUCACCAGUCCUUCCAUCCUUUUCCUCGACGAGCCUACCAGCGGUCUUGACGCGUUCAACGCUUACAACGUCGUUGAAUCCCUCGUGUCUCUCUCCAGGAACUACAACCGAACGGUCAUCUUCACCAUCCAUCAACCUCGAAGCAACAUCGUGGCCCUCUUCGAUCAGCUUCUCGUACUCGCAGCCGGCAAGGUCGUCUAUUCUGGCGAAUUCCAGAAAUGCCAGGAAUACUUUGAUGAAAUUGGUCAGCCCUGCCCACCUGGGUUCAACAUCGCCGACUACUUGAUCGACCUCACCGUCAAGGCGACCAUUGCUAGCAAGGGUACUUCCAGUCCGGCUACCAAUGCUUCCGCAUCUGCUAGCUCGAGCACUAACGCGAGCGCGACGAACCUCCUUCCUGACGAAGAGCGCGGAUUGCCCCUUGCACCCAGAUCUGUUCCUAUUUCGGUCCGCUCGGUCCUAUCCGCGCCCCUCGACAGUGAUUCGAAUACGGCAACGACUGAUGGACGUCCCGCAGCUACCUCCAUCAACUCCGGUUCGAGUCGCUUCACUUACUUCAAGCAGAAGACGUCCAACUUGCUUGGCUCCAUCACCAAUGCUCUUAAUGAUCGGCAAGCGGCUCCAACCCUCGAUACCCUUGUGGAGGCUUAUGAGAAGAGUGAUAUUGCCAAGGAUAUUUCGAAGGAGAUGAAGGCUUUACAGCGGGAGGUUGAGCGAGGGGCGAAUGGAAAUGGAGGACAGGGUGGUGCGCCGUUGGUUAGCAACGAGCCUCCUGAUGCGGUUUUGGAGACUUCGUUGUUGAGAGGCAGGAAUCGCGCGACCUGGGCUACCCAGUUUAGGAUUUUGAGUGGACGUGCGUUUAAGAAUUUGUAUCGGGAUCCUGCUCUUCUGGCUGCCCAUUAUUUGUCGGCUAUUGGUCUUGCGGUCAUUUGCGGUUUGUUCUUCCACAAUGUGACCAACGAUAUCGCUGGAUUCCAGAACCGAUUGGGCAUCUUCUUCUUCACCCUUGCUCUAUUCGGUUUCUCUUGUCUUUCGAGCUUGGGUCUGUUUGCCAACGAACGUAUCCUCUUCAUGAGGGAAAGGGCCAACGGCUAUUACUCGACCUUCACCUACUUCUCCUCCAAGGUCCUCUUUGACAUCCUCCCUCUCCGCUUGGUCCCUCCCCUCAUGUUCGGCGGCAUCGUCUACGGGCUCGUCGGUCUCGUUCCCACCGUCCAAGGCUUCUGGAAGUUCAUGCUCACCCUCGUCCUGUUCAACUUGACCACCGCCAGCGUCGUCCUCCUGCUCUCUAUCGCCUUUGAAUCCGUCAGCGUCGCGAGCUUGGUUGGCACGCUCGUUAUGUUGUUCAACUUGCUGUUCACGGGCUUGUUGAUCAAUCGGGAGACGGUGGCGCCGAUGCUGCAGUGGUUACAUACGAUUUCGUUCUUCCAUGCUGCGUUUGAGGCGUUGGCUGUUAAUGAGUUGAGGUAUCUCCAGUUGAAGGAGAUCAAGUAUGGUGUUGAACUUGACGUCCCCGCUGCUACCAUUCUCUCCGUGUUCGGUCUCCGUGCACAGAGUUUCUGGUGGCCUAACAUCUCCCUCCUCGCCAUCUUCUUCGUCACCUUCACCACCGCGAGUUUCCUCGUCCUCCACUUCUACGUCAAGGAGAAGCGUUGA